This is a messenger RNA of Aspergillus udagawae, 2088 nucleotides long. RefSeq names its product fungal specific transcription factor domain-containing protein. Bases 1 to 2088 code for a protein of 695 amino acids. Gene Ontology annotation, molecular function: zinc ion binding; DNA binding. The record is from RefSeq and is a predicted model, not a curated record. The transcript is spliced from 5 exons. Gene Ontology annotation, biological process: DNA-templated transcription. Gene Ontology annotation, cellular component: nucleus. NCBI's taxonomy places the organism in Eukaryota, Fungi, Ascomycota, Eurotiomycetes, Eurotiales, Aspergillaceae.
AUGCGGCCCCCAUUUGCCAACGUUGUGAGACCAGAGGAACAGGCAAUCUUGUGGUGCUACUACCAUCCAGCUCCCCUGACCCGAGUCCGAGACAAACAGGUCCGCGCUCGACGCGCACGACAGCGCGGAAACCAACUUGGAAACCGGGGUGAGACAAGAGAUGCACAACUGACAGAGCAUCACGCGAAGGGGCUGCCCUCCUCGUCCCCGAGCGGUACAGCAAGGACUCCUGGGUCGGAAACCUCGCAGUUUUUGGGCUCAACAAGCUAUUUGGCUGUAUUGAAGGAAAACCCUCUGUCCGUUCUGCCAUCUCCCCCAUCCAGUCGAUGCCUCCAGGAUGAGUUCGAGCACUGGCGGACUGACCAUGCGUACGCAUCCGCUCGACUCAUCCGCCUUGUAUCUGCGGCUGCAUUCCAUUAUGAACAAAUUGCCUGGUACUACGAGAGGGGCCGGUUUACCAUAAUCCCCGCACCUUUGAUACUGGGUCCGCUGGCAGACUUGAAAGAGUAUGUGCAAGUAGAGUCCUGGGAUGGUAUCAGUAACUGGGAAACCUUGCACAAAGAGAUCUCUGCUGCAAGUGCCAUUCCGCUCCAGGUCAACGCCACUACGUCUCUGGACGACUUCCGCAUGAUGGUCAGUGGGAGAAGACUUCGGUGGGAGUUUGUGGGCUUGAUGCUUGCAUUGGCAGGCAUUAGUGUACAAGGUCGUUACCCCAGUCACCACGUCAUUGACCUAAGGAAUGGCGAGCAGACGGACGUGGAGACCUUCACCAAGGACAUAGUGCUUGCAUGUAAUGCCUGCCUUGAACUUUGCAGUAGAUAUGAACAUGCCAAUGAUGUGAUGGUGUGGAUGCGGUACAUGCACAUCUACCUCGGAACGGAGGUUUUGGGGGAAACCAGUGAACGGGUCUACAGGCUGUUUGGUGACCUUGUAUCCAGUAUCUAUGCAAUGGGGUUGCAUCACAAUGAGGACAGGAACAUCCCCUUCUAUCUGUCCGAGACUCGCAAACGCAUGCUUGCAGUGACACACAGAACCGACAAAAACAUUGCUACACUGCUCGGGAGACCCCCUCGUCUUCCCCAUCACUACUGCGCCGUAGAACUGCCAUGGGAUCUGGCUGAUGAAACCCUGUUCCUAGAUCAAGAAUCUAUCGAGAUGGCGCUUCUUACCUUGGACAAGGAAGGCUGGAACACGGCUGGACGAUUUUACCCGGCUACCGUAAUUCGCAUGCGCCAGAUCCUGUCGGUUCUGCGCGAGCAAGUACUUGAUCUAUCAUUAGGCCAUAGAGGAGAGACUGGCGGUGGAGAUCGGCUUUUGUUCGCCUACCAAAGGUGUCAAGACACCUGGGAAAAGAUACCUGAGCAGUUCCGGUACCGUCCUGAGUGCUGGGGAACAAUGGGUGCUGUCGACUGUUUGGCCCGCGUGAUCGUGCAUUGCGAGUACUUGCUCAGCGUUUUUCAACUCCAUCGGAUUCGCUGCCAAGACAGUCUGGACGGAAUCAAAGAUCUUCUGGACACAUCUAUGAAGAUUUUAUCUGUGAUUGUCGAUCUUACGAGACAGUGCCAGCGGCAUGAAGUCCGAAAACAGCUCCCCUGGAUAUGUCUGAUCUAUGUCAUACCCGCCGCUGGUGUGGUGGUUACAGAGAUUCACCGUCACACACUCUCGAACCGAGCCCUGCCAUCUUCAAUGCCUCGCUCCGAGAUCAUCCGCACUCUGAGUUUUGUAAUAUCGUGGUUUCAAACAUCUGAGCUGCCGUCGACAAGCUCUUCUACAGCAUGUAUGGAGCUUAUCAACCUUAUUAGCCGGCUUCUAGACAAUUCACUCGACUACCAGCCCGUUUUGGCGCAUUCCAAUGUCUCUGCUCCCGAUAUUGCCGGGAAUGGGGCAGGAAGUACAGAAACUGGCAAUACACCCGGUCUGCAGCAAGGAACCAACUUUGAUAGCGUAUCGGACGGGAUGACGCUGGAAUCAGGAGCCCGACUGGAUGCGAAUCUGGGACUUGAACUCGCGAGUGAGGAUUUCUUGAGUUGGUUGGAUGAUUUGGAUCUUGACCUUGUGACUCCGGAUUGGAUUUUCUUGGGAGAGUAG